Lodderomyces parapsilosis is the source of this 396-nucleotide messenger RNA. RefSeq lists its product as uncharacterized. Lineage: Eukaryota; Fungi; Ascomycota; Pichiomycetes; Serinales; Debaryomycetaceae. The transcript has a single exon. The coding region runs from base 1 to 396 and encodes 131 amino acids. The record is from RefSeq and is a predicted model, not a curated record.
AUGCUUGGGUAUUUACAAAACUCGAAAGUUUUACGAAUUAGCGGAAAUCCAAUCAAAGUUGCAACCUGUGAAUUCAUCACCACAGCAAUUGAACAAUUGGAUUUAUCAAGCAAAGAAAUUGAAAAAGUUCAACUAACAUUCUCAGCGGGCUCAAACACAAAUCUCAAAGCCCUUUCUUUGAAAGAUAAAAAACUGACUCAGUUUUCAAUGGCAUCCAUCGGUCACGUCUUUAAUGGAGUUGAGCACAAUAACUUGCGUGAAUUGUCUUUAAUUGGUAAUGAUUGCAUAAAUGAAACCAAAAUGGAUCAAUUUAUGGCAUUAUUGCGCCCAUCUGUCAAGUAUUUACGAUCGACUGAAAGAUGGAUUAACUUUUAUGCAUCACACAAUCAUAUGUAA